Cylas formicarius (sweet potato weevil) is the source of this 1810-nucleotide messenger RNA. RefSeq names its product ras-related GTP-binding protein C (gene RagC-D). Gene Ontology annotation, cellular component: Gtr1-Gtr2 GTPase complex; lysosome; nucleus. The record is from RefSeq and is a predicted model, not a curated record. Gene Ontology annotation, biological process: cellular response to starvation; cellular response to amino acid stimulus; regulation of autophagy. Gene Ontology annotation, molecular function: GTP binding; GTPase activity. Lineage: Eukaryota; Metazoa; Arthropoda; Insecta; Coleoptera; Brentidae. The coding region runs from base 155 to 1324 and encodes 389 amino acids. The transcript has 7 exons.
AAUUACGAGACGCAAAAAUGUCAAAAUUGAAAAAAAUUGUAUUAAUUUUUGGUUACUAGAGGUUUAGACACUUAAUAAACAAUUAUUCUUUCCGUUAAAAUGGCGAAACCUUAAUUUUACUAUUAAUUAAUAGUAUCUGACUAAGUUAAUUGAAAUGUCUUCCUAUCAAGACGAUGAAGAGGUAGUUCCAUUCGAUGGACAGCCUGGAUCGUUUCCUAAAGAUUUUGGCUAUGGAACAUUUGAUGCAGAUCAAGAUGUUAAUCCAUCAGAUCACAAACCCAGAAUUCUACUAAUGGGCCUUCGCAGAUCAGGAAAAUCGUCAAUACAGAAGGUUGUGUUCCACAAAAUGUCUCCAAAUGAAACCCUAUUUCUAGAAAGUACAAACAAGAUUGUUAAGGAUGAUAUAAAUAAUUCUAGCUUUGUUCAGUUUCAAAUAUGGGAUUUCCCGGGUCAAAUAGAUUUUUUCGAUACAUGUUUCGAUUUUGAUAUGAUUUUUGGAGGAUGUGGGGCGUUAGUUUUUGUUAUUGAUGCUCAGGAUGACUAUGUAGAAGCAUUGCAUAAACUGAAUCUGUUUGUGACAAAGGCUUAUAAAAUUAACCAAAACAUUAAAUUUGAAGUUUUUAUUCACAAAGUUGAUGGUCUAGGAGAUGAUUCGAAAAUGGAAUGCCAGAGAGAUAUCCACCAAAGGGCAAUGGAUGAUUUAAUAGAUUCAGGCUAUGACCAGCAGAUUCAUUUAAGUUUUCAUUUGACAUCUAUAUAUGAUCACUCUAUAUUUGAAGCAUUCUCAAAAGUGGUUCAGAAAUUGAUCACACAAUUACCGACAUUAGAAAACUUAUUAAAUAUUUUAAAUACUAAUUCUGCCAUAGAAAAAUCAUUUCUUUUCGAUGUGGUCUCUAAAAUAUACAUUGCAACAGACUCGACUCCUGUUGAUAUGCAGAGUUAUGAACUAUGCUGUGAUAUGAUAGAUGUGGUUAUUGACCUUUCGUGGAUUUAUGGUGUCAAGGAGGACCAAGAACCGGCUGCAUUUGACGAACAAAGUUCCAGUUUGAUUAAGCUUAACAAUGGUACUGUUCUAUAUCUAAGGGAGGUUAACAAAUUUCUAGCAUUGGUCUGCAUACUUCGGGAAGACAAUUUUGAUCAUAAAGGUAUAAUUGACUACAACUUUCUCUGUUUUCGUAAUGCAAUUCAGCAGGUGUUUGAAUUGAGAAGUCAGGCUUCACCUCCAGUCACCAAUUCUGCGGGAAGUCCUGUAUUGCUUAAUGGUAAUAUGAUUGGUGAUGGACAUUUAAGUCCAACAUUAACCGAUGAGCAACCAAUCAGUUAAAAUUAACGAUUAGGUAUUUUCAAUGAAAAUUGGUUUGUUAGAAAUUAACUGUUCAGCAGUUUUUCAAAGUUAUUUUUUUGCAAGAAUCAAAGAGGGAACAAUUCAAGUGUAUAGAAGUAUGUAUUUACAGUUGUUUGUAGGGAAACUCAAAAGAAAUAGCAAAUAAGCAAAGGGCAGUACAUAGCUAAAGAUAUUUUAAACUUUAUAAAUGUGCCAUGAAUUACAUAUACUUCACGUUAUUUAUUUACAUUUACACUUAAGUAGGUGUAUUUGUAUGUAUAUGUAAUGUCAAUUUUAUUUUUAUACUUUAUGUAAUGUUUGUAUUAUUGAAAUAUUGCACACACUUACCUACCUUAAUUUAAAAAGUCAGUUUUGGUGAGUUAUAUUUUAGAAUAAUUAUUAUAUUUUUAUUGUACAUGAUUCAUAUUAAUCACGUACAUUCUACUAUUGUUAAUGUCAUAUUUAAAUAUAUAUUCACGAUAUGUA